Molecule: messenger RNA, 1213 nt
Organism: Exophiala dermatitidis NIH/UT8656
Lineage: Eukaryota; Fungi; Ascomycota; Eurotiomycetes; Chaetothyriales; Herpotrichiellaceae
Product: CDK-activating kinase assembly factor MAT1
Exons: 3
Coding region: 239-1054 (271 amino acids)
Biological process (GO): DNA repair; regulation of cyclin-dependent protein serine/threonine kinase activity; regulation of transcription by RNA polymerase II
Cellular component (GO): transcription factor TFIIH holo complex
Source: RefSeq, a predicted model, not a curated record
CAACAAUGGAAUCGACCUCAUGUGAAUGAAUCAAAUUCCUUUGUGCAUUUCAGCGUGAUCUCCUUUGUUGAGAAUCACCCGUAAUCAAAAUUUACACCUGCUUCUCGUGACUCAGCUCGCUGGAGUAUGAGGCUCUACGUGGCGAACAAAAGAUAGAAUCUUUCGCAGGAGGCAGCGAAGAGUGAUUGGGGCCACGAGAAAGGGUGACAGGAUACCAGGUCGAUGAAGGCUCAACGCGAUGGAUGAAGAAGACUCUGUUGGGGCCAACAAAUGCCCUGUCUGUGGGAGUGAUCCACGAACACACCCAGGGCUCCGAUUCAAGAUCAACACGAAAUGCUAUCACCGAAUUUGUGAAGGAUGCGUCGACCGGCAUUUCUCAAGCGGCAAAGCAGAGUGUCCUGUAGCAGGGUGCCAUGUCAGUCUCUGGAAGCGAGAAUGGCGGACGCAGACGUUUGAAGAUCUGAAAAUCGAACGCGAAGUUGAGAUUCGAAAACGUGUCAACAAAAUUCUCGAUCGUCAGGAGGAAGAAUUCGAGACCAAACGCGAUUAUGACGACUUUCUGGAGUUAAAAGAAGAACUGAUUAUGAACCUUGUGCUUCGCACUGAUGUUGCCGCGACGAACCGCAAGCUCAAGGAAUAUGCACAGGCGAACGGGAUCAAGACAGACUCGGCCGAUGGGACCACCGAGGCGGGUGGCAAGGCCACCAGACGAAAGGACGUUGCGCCGGACGCAGCAGACCCAAGCGGGCUGAUCAAGGGUUUGAAAAAGAUUGUCAUUCCCGAAGCGAAGGCACCAUAUGACCCAUUCAUGGGUAUGCCCCGGACUAAAAACUACUAUGAAGUCAAGGAAAGCUACGUCAACAAAGCUAGAGGGAAGCCGACCGACGCGAUGCUUGCUGGUGGAUAUGACUUCGCGCAAUAUAUGGACGAAUGUCUCCUGCGGGCAUUUGCAGGGCUCGGCGUAUUCAUCGAGGACGAGAUGUGUGCAAGAGAUAACACGGCUGUCCCAGUGCCCGGGCCAGCGACAGUCGCAGCUUCGAACGAUGUAUUUUAGUUACAGCACUAUCCCUAGAGAUGAUACACCAUGCUGGAAGUCAAAGAUGAUGCGGAGCGGAGGGCCAUGAUUGUGGCUGCCCCACCACAUAACGCAGACAAAAAUGAGUUAUCUUAAGCACUUAGAUUAUUAAUCUAAUAUUCAAUAUUUCUAGACUCA